Antrostomus carolinensis (chuck-will's-widow) is the source of this 15496-nucleotide messenger RNA. It is a transcript of the gene MACF1, whose product is annotated as microtubule actin crosslinking factor 1. NCBI's taxonomy places the organism in Eukaryota, Metazoa, Chordata, Aves, Caprimulgiformes, Caprimulgidae. Gene Ontology annotation, cellular component: keratin filament; cytoplasm; membrane. The record is from RefSeq and is a predicted model, not a curated record. Gene Ontology annotation, molecular function: structural molecule activity; keratin filament binding; protein binding. Gene Ontology annotation, biological process: wound healing; intermediate filament bundle assembly. The transcript has 54 exons. The annotation marks the transcript as partial.
CAACGAUCCCAGUUCCAGCGCCUUGUGGACCUGCUCCUCUGCAGCAGAGCCGGGCACCAUUUCGGAGCUGUCUACACCGUCCCCCAUGGUGGAUCAGCUAGAAAACCCCAGCGUGGGGAGAACCUCAGGGUUACCGUCAUCUCAGGCCAGGGACGGAGAUGGACAUGGAGUGUUGGCCUCCCACAGCCCAUCCUCCUUCAGUGGGCGCAGCGGUGGUGCGGCCCAGAGCUCCUCUGGGGACGGCAGUGACCCAGCACGCCGACCAGCCAAGGGUGCUGGAGCUGGUGGCACCACAGUGUCACCCUCUGAAGGUGGCCACAGGCUCGCUGCUGAGGGCUGGGCUCAGAGAUGGAGCUCGGCGACAGCUGGAGGAAUGAUCUCCGACAUCUACAUCAGUGGGGAGUCAGGGGACAUGUCAGCCAAGGAGAAGCUGACACAGAAGGUGACAGCAGGUUACAUCGGCGUGAAGUGCACCAACUUCUCAUCAUGCUGGAGUGAUGGGAAGAUGUUCAACGCGCUCAUCCACAGAUACAGGCCAGAUCUGGUGGACAUGGAGAGGGUGCAGAUCCAGAGUAACCGGGAGAACCUGGAGCAGGCCUUUGAGAUCGCCGAGCGGCUGGGGGUCACGCGGCUGCUGGAUGCCGAAGACGUGGAUGUCCCCUCUCCGGAUGAGAAAUCCGUGAUAACUUAUGUGUCUUCAAUCUACGAUGCCUUUCCCAAAGUCCCCGAGGGAGGAGAAGGGAUCAGCGCUAUCGAGGUGGAUUCGAGGUGGCUGGAGUACCAGAGCCGUGUGGAGUCCCUCAUCUCAUGGAUCAAACAGCACACGAUACUCAUGUCAGAUAAAUCCUUCCCCCAGAACCCUGUAGAGCUAAAGGCACUUUAUAACCAGUACAUACACUUCAAAGAAACUGAAAUCCCAGCGAAAGAGCAGGAAAAAGGAAGGAUAGAGGAGCUCUACAAACUGUUAGAGGUAUGGAUUGAAUUUGGACGCAUCAAGUUACCCCAGGGCUACCACCCCAACGACGUGGAGGAGGAGUGGGGCAAACUCAUCAUAGAGAUGCUGGAGCGUGAGAAGCUCCUGCGGCCGGCGGUGGAGAGGCUGGAAUUGCUGCUACAAAUUGCUAACAAAAUCCAGAAUGGUGCUCUGAGCUGUGAGGAGAAACUCACUCUUGCGAAGAACACGCUGCAGGCUGAUGCUGCUCACCUGGAGUCAGGCCAGCCAGUGCAGUAUGAAUCCGACGUGGUCGUGUAUCUGCAGGAGUGUGAGGGGCUCAUCCGCCAGCUCCAGGUGGAUGUGCAGAUCCUUCGGGAUGAAAAUUACUACCAGCUAGAGGAGCUGGUGUUCAGGAUCAUGCGGCUGCAAGAUGAGCUGGUGACACUGAGGCUGGAAUGCACUAACCUGUACAGGAAAGGCCACUUCUCCACCCUGGAGCUGGUGCCCACUUCAACGCUGACCAUGACACACUUGAAGGGUGAAUCCCUGACAAAAGGGCUGCACACCUCCUCUGCCUCCUGGUUCCGGAAGCCCAUGACCAGAACAGAGCUGGUGGCCAUCUCCUCUUCUGAAGAUGAAGGCAGCCUCCGGUUUGUGUACGAGCUGCUGGCCUGGGUGGAGGAAAUGCAGAUGAGACUGGAGCGGGCAGAGUGGGGGACUGACCUGCCGAGUGUGGAAACCCAACUGGAGACCCAGCGGCACGUCCAUACCAGCGUGGAGGACCUGGGUUCCAGCGUCAAGGAGGCCAGGAUGUAUGAGGGUAAAAUGUCUCAGAAUUUCCGCGCUAGCUACACAGAGACCCUUGGCAAGCUGGAGACGCAGUACUGCAAGCUGAUGGAAACCUCGAGCUUCCGGCUGAGACACCUCCAGAGCUUGCACGGGUUCGUGUCUCGGGCCACUGCUGAGCUCAUUUGGCUGAAUGAGAAGGAGGAGGAGGAACUGGCCUAUGACUGGAGUGACAACAACCCUAACAUUGCAGCCAAGAAAAACUACUUCUCGGAGCUGACGACGGAGCUGGAAGAGAAGCAGGACAUCUUCUGCUCCCUCCAAGACACAGCUGAGCUGUUGUCCCUGGAGAACCACCCGGCCAAGCAAACUGUAGAGGCCUACAGCGCUGCCGUGCAGACCCAGUGGCAGUGGAUUAAGCAGCUCUGCCUGUGUGUGGAACAGCACGUGAAGGAGAACGCUGCCUAUUUCCAGUUCUUCAGUGAUGCCCGGGAGUCAGAGACCUACCUGAGGAACCUGCAGGACUCCAUCAAAAGGAAGUAUUCUUGCGACCAUAACACGAGUCUGACGCGGCUGGAGGACCUGCUGCAGGACUCCAUGGCACAGGAUGAGAAGGAGCAGCUCAUCCAGUCGAAGAGCUCUGUCGCCAGCCUGGUGGGACGGUCCAAAACCAUCGUUCAGCUCCGACCCAGGAACCCAGAGCACAUUGUGAAGAGCACAAUCCCCAUCAAGGCUGUUUGUGACUAUCGGCAGAUCGAGAUCACCAUCUGCAGGAACGAUGAGUGUGUGCUGGAGGACAAUUCGCAGAGGACCAAGUGGAAGGUGAUCAGUCCCACGGGGAACGAGGCCAUGGUCCCCUCUGUCUGCUUUCUGAUUCCCCCACCCAACAAAGAAGCCAUCGAGAUGGCCAACAGGGUAGAACAGUUGUACCAGAAAGUGAUGGCUCUCUGGCACCAGCUCCACAUGAACACAAAGAGCCUCAUCUCCUGGAACUACCUGCGGAAGGACAUAGCCCUGGUGCAAAGCUUCAGCAUGGAGAAGCUCAGAUCCUUAGCGCAAGGGGAGUGCCAGCAAGCCAUGAAGAGCCUCCAGGCACACUACGAGGACUUCCUACAGGACAGCCGGGACUCGGAGCUCUUCUCGGUGUCGGACCGGCUGCGCCUGGAGGAGGAAGUGGAGUCUUCCAAGGAACACAUCCGUCAGCUGCUGGAGUCCAUGGAGAACGAAGACAAGGAUGAGACCAUUGCCAGGACGUAUCUCUCCGAGCUGAAGAAUAUCCGUCUGCGCCUGGAGGAGUGUGAGCAGAGGCUGGUGAGCCGAAUCCAGUCCCCGAGCAGUGCCCGAGCAGAUGGUGACACUAUCCAGGAGAACACCAUCCGUAUUGCAGAGCAGGAGCGCGUGCAGGAGGAUCUGCAGCGACUGCAGUCGGACCUGCGGUUUGUUUCGGAGAGAUGCUGCAGCUUCCUCGAGAAGGCGCCUGCGGGGUCCAGCACGCCCCACUUGCGUUCUGAACUUGACUUGAUGGUGAACAAGAUGGACCAGAUGUAUGGGCUGUCUUCCAUCUACCUGGACAAGUUGAAGACAGUUGAUGUUAUCAUUCGUAACACCCAAGGAGCCGAGUCUCUGGUCAAAGGGUUUGAGGUUAAGCUGAGCCAAGAGGAGGCAGUUCCUGCUGNUUUGCUUUCCAUGAUGUUGAACCGGUGCUGUCUCUUGCUGGUUUUGCAGCAGUGGCUCGGGGAAGUGAAGGACAAGAGCUCCAUCUUCUCCACGUUGGAGAAGGAGAUGACAAAGGCGAAGGCAGUGGGAGAGCAGCUGUACCGCCUGAGACAAGAGCGCAGCAUCGACCUCGAGCGCUAUCAGGAGAAGGGAAGCCAGCUGUGGGAUCGCUGGCAGCGAGUCUGCACCCAGAUUGAGACCCGCCACGCGGAGCUGGAGAGCAUCCAGGAGGUGCUGAGUGAUUACCGGCAGUGCCACAGUGCCCUGAUCCAGUGGAUCGAGAAGAUCACGGUCCAGCAGGAGCUGAUGAAGCCAGGGCAAGCAGAGGACAGCCGGGUGCUGUCAGAGCAGCUGAGCCAGCAGACGGCUUUGGCUGCAGAAAUCGAGAAAAAUCAAGCCAAACUGGACCAAUGUCAGAAAUUCUCCCAGCAAUACUCAGCUGUUGUCAAGGACUACGAGUUGCAGCUCAUGACGUACAGGGCGUUCGUCGAGUCGCAGCAGAAGUCUCCCAUGAAACGCCGGCGCAUGCUCUCCUCCUCAGAUGCCAUCACGCAGGAGUUCAUGGAUUUGCGGACUCGCUAUACAGCUCUGGUGACGUUGACCACGCAGCACGUGAAGUACAUCAGCGAUGCUCUCCGGAGGCUGGAGGAGGAGGAGAAAGUAGUGGAGGAAGAGAAGCAGGAGCAUGUGGACAAGGUGAAGGAACUCCUGGGCUGGGCCCUGGGAUUGAAGCAGAACGUGCAAAGCAGGACGGCUGCUGCUGGGAGCAGAGAGCUGGGUGACAUCGAGAAAUCCAUCUCGGAGCAGCAGGCCCUGAAUGAGGAGCUGGCUGCCAAGAAGGAGCAGAUCUCAGAGGCCAUCAAAACAUCACAAAUCUUCCUGGCAAAACACAGCCACAAGCUUUCCCACCCAGAGAAGGAACGGAUUUCCACUCAGAUUGGUACUCUGAAGGAGACCUACCAGGCUCUCUGCAGCGACUCCACGGAGCAGCUCCAGCAGCUUCAGAGCCAACUGGCUCAGGAGACGGAGCACAAGGGCAGCGAAGCUGUGGCAGGAGUGAUCGAUCUUGGCACGGUAGAAAUAUUCCCUGUUUUUGGUGCUAUGCAGAGAGGUCUUAUAGAUCAGGACACUGGCCUUGUCCUCUUAGAGGCCCAGGUUAUCACAUCUGACUUAGUUGUUCCAGAGACCAAUGAGAAACUCUCCUUGGAGAAAGGUCUGGCAAGAAACAUCAUCGAUCUCAGGACGUUCCAGGUGCUGCAGGAAUUGAAGGAUGCUCUCCACCAGGUAGAAGAAAUCAGACGUGAAGGGAGGCAGCUCCUGCCUGUCGUUGCUGCGAUAGAAGAGGGGAGGAUCAGUGAGAGCGUUGGGCUGAAGAUUCUUGAAGCUGAGCUUGUCACUGGUGGCUUUAAAGUCCACCAGGGCAGAAUCAGCAUGGAGACAGCAGUGCAAGAAACGCUCCUUACCCCUCAGCUGUAUUCCAGACUCCUGUCUCACCUAGAAGGUGGCAAGGAUUUGAUUGACCCCAACACUGCUGAGAAAAUCAGUCUGUCUGAGCUCAUGCACCGAUGCAUCAUCCACCAAGAGACUGGACUGCGGCUGCUCCCAGUCAAGCAGCUGGCGGGUGGGAUGGUGAGCUUGAAAUCAGGCAGGAAAGUCAGCAUCUUCCGUGCAGUCCAGGAAGGGCUGAUAGACAGACAGGUAACGGUCAGGUUGCUGGAAGCCCACCUCUUUGCUGGUGGUAUUGUUGACCCCAGGACAGGACACAGGCUGACAGUGGAUGAGGCUGUGAAACAUAAUUUGAUUGACCAGGAUUUGGCAUGCACACUUCUUAUCCGGCAGCUUCAGACAGGUGGCAUCAUCGAUACCAUCACGGGAGAGAGACUGACAAUUGAUGAAGCUGUAAGGAAAGAGUUGGUAGCACCAAGGAUUGCAUUGGUGGUCCUGGAAUCCCUAUGGUCUUUCAUGGGGCUCUUGUGGCCAGAAACAGGGGAGAUUGUCCCAGUUGCAGAUGCUUUAGAGCAAGGAAUUCUGUCUACAGAGAUGGUUUACAAGAUUCUCAGCAAGAGGCAACUCAUUAAAGGUGUCUUUAUACCAGAAACCACUGAGGUGUUGUCCUGGAAGAAAGCAGUUGAACAUGGCAUCUUGGAGAGAAAUGUGGCGAAGAAGCUGAAAUCAACAGUCAUCCCUGAUGUCAUGGCCAACGUGCAGCUUGCUGGUUCUCCAAGCAGAAACAGGCAUGGCCAGAGUUUUUCUGGAAGGAGUCCCACAGGUCACAAAGAGCAAAGUGACCCUCUGCUAAGGAGUGAUGACGAAAGGCUGAUGUUCCACUUGAUGACCCACAGCUACAUCAACAUCCACGAUGGCCAGAAGCUGCUCUUAGUGGAUGGAGAGUUGAACAAUCUCACUAAAGCCCUUGUCCAAACCCAAGAAGAUGGAUCCUGUGCACACAUGUUGGAAGGCGGUGAAGGCUUUGAGGAGACAAAGGCAAAUGCAUCUCUUGAAAGUGAGCCUUGCAAUGGUUUGGCUUUGCAGCAGCUUGAGUUUCAAUUUGCUCCUUCAAUAGAACAAAGCAAAAAGGUCCUACCACCCAGAACUGCUUUGGUGAAUGGGGAGGUGGUGGUGGGACCUGAAAGCCUCCUGUUGGAGGAUGCAGAAGAUAUCUUGCUUGUGGAGGAGCAAGAGCAGGUUUAUACCAAAGAGGCUGCUAUCAAGAGCGAAGCUGAUGCUGAAUUUGGAAGAGACCAAGUAGUUUCUACAAGCGAGGACAAACAUCAGGUGAAAUUAUUGAUGCCAGAACAUCCCAGUGACUUUGGUAGUGGAUUUAGAGAAACAGAGGAAAUGAUGAUUGAGGCAGAAGAAGAGUCCAAGCCUACUACAGUAGAUGGAGUGGAAAGUAUCAAAGAUCAGAAGAGGGCAUUGGAAAGUGGGGUGGUAGUUGUGAAAAGCGAAAUCUGCUUAUCAAUGGAUGUUUCAGAAAGUGGAGAUAGACUGGAAAUCAUGGCAGAGAGGUCUCGGGGUGCAGAGGAACCUGAACUGGAGGCAGAAGAUGUUAGAGAGAUUUAUUUGCUCGAUAAAAAAACAGUUGAGAAUGGCAUGGUGGGAGGAGAGGAGAUUGUGCUCCCUAAAACUGGAGAGGCAGAGCAGACAGAAAGGCAAAGUGAGGACGUGGAAAGUGAAUUGGAAGUGGAAGGAGGAGAGGGUGAAGAAGUAAUAGGUGAUGAGAGAGUUGAUGAAACAUCCCUGCCAGCCCCUGUAGAGCAGGAAGCAGAGGACCCUUUGGAAAUGCUGUUAAUGCAGCUCCAAAGUGGUGGCAUAAUCCAUGAGCAGACAGGCAAGACUCUUCUUCUAAAUGAAGCAGUAGCUCAUGGAGUGGUGCCCAGCCACACAGCUGUGAAACUCAUGGAGAAAAUGAAGAUGUUCAGUGGCUUCUUUGAUUCUCGUACAUGUGAAUCAUUAACCACUGAGGAUGUCAUUGAAGAAGGUCUGAUGGAUGAGAAACUUCUCCAGAAGGUACUUGCAUCUGACAAAGCAAUAAGUGGCGUUCUUGACCCAGGCAAUAACUUUGUCUACUCUAUCAAGGAUGCUGCUGCUGUUGGCCUUCUGGACAAGGAAACAGCAAUGAGGAUCUUGGAAGGGCAAGUGGUUACUGGAGGGAUUGUUGACUUGAAACGUGGUAAAAAAGUAUCAGUCACUUUGGCUUCAAAUCUGGGCCUCAUAGAGCCAGCAAGUCAGAAAGAGCUGGCCAAGCUGGAGAAAGCUUCCAAAGGGAAAGGCACUGAUGAGGUGACCAGACAGAAGCUCAUUAACUUACAGGUUGAGACCAGUGGAAUUGUAGAUCCUAAAACCAAGCAGCCUUUGACUGUUGCCCAGUCUGUUGAAAAAGGGCUCCUGAAAAAGGAAGAAGCUUUUCAGCUCUUGACCAAGCAGAUUGCUGAUGGAGGUAUCAUCCAUCACGUGUCUGGAAUGAGGCUUUCGGUAAACGAUGCGAUGAAACAUGGUUUGAUCCAUCAAGAUUUAUGUAACGAGCUCACAGAAGCUGAAAGCGUGUGCCUGCAGGACUGUGUCCAUCCUGUUACGAAGGAGAAACUGCCCUUGGCCCAGGCGCUGUCAUUAGGGCUCCUUAGUUCAGAUUUCCAGAGGAAAGUGCAAGAAAUCCAGGCUGGGAGUGGAAGCGUUUUUGAUCAUGCUUCUGGCCAGAGACUGGCACUCUGUCAAGCGGUAAAGGAGGGCUUGCUGCCCAAGCAGAUGAUGGAGAAAGUCCUAUCAUCUUCAGAAAUGAAAGAAGGAAUUGUAGAUCCUGAGAGCUGCAUGAUCAUUCCCUACUCUGAGUUCAUAAAGAAGUGUAAAAUUGACAUUGAAUCUGGCCAGAGGUAUCUGGAGGUUCAUCCCUUCAGAGCCAUCAGGGAUGAGGUGACGGGGAACAAGCUCACGUGUGCCGAGGCGGUGAGGCUGGGGAAGGUGGACCUUCUGCCCACACUGCGGUUGCUACAGGCCCAGGCUGACAGUGGAGGGGUCGUGGAAGGUUCUGUCAGCAAGAGGCUCUCCCUGAGGGCUGCCGUGGAGCAAGGGCUGCUGGAUGAGGAGAUGGCCAAACUCAUUGCCACCAACCAGAUGAGGACUGGGGGAAUUAUUGAUGCUAGCAGUGGGAAAAGAUUGACUGUAAAGGAAGCUGUUGAAAAAGAACUGAUUAGCCAAAAAUUAGCUGCUGCUCUUCAGGAGGCAGAAAUAUCUGAAGACAAAUAUGGUUCUGAGGUCUGCAAAGUAGAUAGACCCCAGGAAAAAAUGGGAGAAUUAUCUCCAAAAGAGGAAGAUGUCCUUGUCUCUGCCAGUGCUGCUAAGAAGUCUGAUGGUGCUGAGCACAAAGCUGGAUCUGAAGCUGUGACCUAUGACGUGGCUGGAGGCACAGCUGCCACCACUGAGAGAUCCCCAGUGACCCUGACAAAAGGGAAAUCAAAACCUCAAGGAAGUUCAGAGGAUGGUGGAACACAUCAUCCCCAAGAAACAACUGAAGUGACUCCAGAAUACCCAUCAGUAUUAGGUACAGCAUCUCUGUCCAAGGAGAUGGUGGUGGAAAGGGCUGUGGAAAAAGGGAUGGCAGUAAGCAGCUCCCAGGUUAGAGCAGCUGAGGAGAAGGAAUUGAGGAGAGAAGUAGAAGAACAAGGGACAAAGAAAGUGGAGGGAUUGGGAUUGGAGAAAGAGCAGUUGUUCUUGGACACGGAGACACUUCGCAGUGUGGAGGACGGUGAGGAGAGGAGGAAGAGGAGAGGGUUUGUAAGUGCAGAGGGAGUUGUGGCAGGUGAAGAAGGUGCCGUGGUGGCUUCUGAGCAAGAAGAGCGAGUGAGCAGCCUGGACCAGGUAACAUCAGCAGCCCCGAGGGAAUCUGUUACUGUGGUUCAAGGGAAGGGAGAGAUGGGUCCUACAGAGUCUGGAGAACCCCCUGAGACUGGCGUCCCUGUGAAGUCUGCAGGAGAUGAGCUUGCAGGUGAAAGAACUGUCGAACAUAUCAAAGGAGAACCCCUGAGACCAGGUACAGAAGGUCCAGUUGAGCAGCAAAAAACAAGUGAAACUGAGAAAAAACAGAAAAGCAAGAAAAAGAAAGCAAAGCAGAGCGGGGUCCCAGGAGACAGCGCUCAGCCGGAGAAAUCUUCUGUGGAAAAACCAUCCUUUCCUUUUCCAGUUUCCAAAGAAAUUCCAGGGAAGGAGGAGGACUUUGUCUCAAGCACGCCAGAACCAAAACAUGAAACCACCACCAAGAUUACUGCUGGGUUGGCAAGAGAUGCAGCCAAACACAUGGGGAGCAGCAGGGAGGAAGGAGAGAAAAAGCCAAUUUCUGAGAAAGAUAGAGAAAACGGUGGUGGGGGUCAGGUGUUCCCUGUCCCACCAGGACAAGGGGAAGCUCAAGAGAUGGUGGAAGGUGGGAUCAGAAAGGAUCAUGAUUCCUCAAUGGCAUUGAGUCUGGAGGAGAGGGUGACCCAGGAAGACACCAAAGUGGAAACCACCAGUGAUGUGUCCAGUGUAGCCCCAGCAGCAGACAAUCUGCCUGAUGAAUUAAUUAUCAGAGAGGAACCCAGAGAAGUUCAGGAAACCUCUACAGUCCUUGAGCUUGGAGAAGAGACACAAGAAGAGCAAACAGUGGAGUUAAGCACAGGCCAAGCAGGUGCCCCUGUUCCCCCAAAAUCCCAAGGAGAAACACCACAGGAGAGGACCAGGCAGCUGGGUCCUGGCGAUCGGGGCUUGCUCCUACCUGUGAUAGUGGAGGGGGAGCUGCUGGAAACCUCCAGGGAAUCCACGAGACCAGCCCAGAUCAUGUUCAGCAAGAAGAUGUGUCUGGAGCACGAUGAGAAGUUGAUAUCGUAUCUCUCCAUGCUCCGAGAUAUCGAGAUGAGAAUCAAACGGGCGCAGCCAGUGGAGCAGAAUUUGGCAGCUCUGCACGAGCUGCUGCAGCAGGCAGAGGCCCUGGGCGCUGAGCUGCGGGAGCUGAGCUUCCCAGUGAAUCAGGAGUUGGAUGCCGUGGAGUGGAUUGUGGCCAACCCCCCUGAAGAAGUCCCUGAACAAUUACUGAAGGCUUUGGAGAAGGAUGCCAAGAACCUCCAGAAGUCUCUGAGCUCUGCAAGUGAUGUCCUGGAGGCCCGGCUGCAAAACCUUCGUGGGGCAGCAGAAACUAAAAAGGCUAAAAUCCUGGCACAUUAUGAGACUCUCCAGGACAAACUCCAGGAGCUGCUGAGCUGGGUCUCAGGCACUGCAGAGUCGCUGGACGGCAGCGAUUCCCACCACGCGACUGAUGUGAACAGCUUGAGUCGCUGCCUCCAGCACUACAAGGAGCUGAAAGAGCCCCUCGCUGACACCAAAUCUCAGCUCGAUGCCACCGCCUUCGACAUCCAGUUCCUUAUCUCAGAGCAUGCCCAGGACUUGACCCCUCAGCAGAGCAGGCAGCUGCUGAGGCUGCUCCAUGAGCUGCAGAAGGCUUUCCAGGACUUGUCGGAGCAUGUGACAGCUCGGGUGGAGGUCCUGCAGGUCUGUCUCCAACAAGUGGAGCAGACAGAUCAGGUGAAGACGCUGCAGGAGCAGCAGGCAGCCCGGGCGCAGAACCUGGCCGAGCUGAGCCGCUGGCUGUGCCAAGCAGAGGACACACUGGCAGAGCAGCAGAGAGCAGCCAGCGAAGGGGACCUGUCCACCUUGCAGCAGAGGCAAAGCGAUGUUAAGGAGCUGCAGAGGAACAUGCACACCCGAGCUGCCUCCUUUGCCAGCGUCCUGAAAAGCACAGAGGAGUUUUUGGAGGAGAACAAGGCAAAGAUGGAGCCUGGGGAACUGGCAGCACUGCAAGAGAAGCUCCAGCUUGCUAAGGAGCAGUACCGGUCCCUCCAGGAGAGGACAGAGAUGGCUCAGAAGGAGCUGGAGAGCGCUGUGACUGCUGCCGUGCAGCAGGAGACUGAGAAGGUGAAAGCUGCCAAAGAGCUGGAGGAGAACAGCAAUAAGAUCGAUUCCCUUUUGAACUGGGUGGCAUCCCUAGAGCAGAAGGGAGAGUUCCUGAAGUACAGACCACACCCCAUUGAGCAAGCACCAGGGGCACGAGCAGGGACAGGCACUCAGGAUGUCCCCGAUGGCCACGUCGUGGGAGCAGAGAGUGCUGCUGAGAGCCUGGAUGAGCAGUACGAGAGGCUGAAGGCCCAGCACCAGGAGCUGCUGUCCCAGCAGCAGGAUGUCAUCUUGGCCACGCAGUCAGCACAGGCUUUCCUGGACAAGCAUGGCCACAGCCUGGCUGGGGAGGAGCGGGACCGGCUCCAGGGCCGGCUGGCAGAGCUGAAGGACCAGUACACAGCUUCCCUCUCGCAGUCAGAAACGCGGCUGAAGCAAGUGCAAGUCCUGCGGGAUGAGCUGCAGAAGUUCUUGCGGGAUCACGGGGAGUUCGAAGCUUGGCUGAAGCAAGCAGAGCAGGAUCUGGAGGGGAUGUACAAGGGGGACAGCGACCCUGCAGCCCUCAGGCAGCUGCUCCUGCGACAGGGGAGCUUCUCAGAAGAUGUGAUCUCCCACAAAGGUGACCUGAGGUUUGUUACCAUGUCGGGGCAGAAGGUGCUGGAUGUGGAAGAAGCUGCUGCGGACGCAGGGUCCCAACUGCUGAUGUCUGGGAACGUGGUCAAGAGCAAGUUGGAGGACGCGACACAGCGAUACACCACGCUGCACUCCAAGUGCACCAAGCUUGGCUCCCAUCUGAACACCUUGCUGGAUCACUACCAGCAGUUCCAGGAGGUGGCAGAAUCUCUGAGGACGUGGCUGCAAGAGAGCGAAGCUGCCAUUGGGAAACUGCUCUCGGAGACAGUUUCUUCAGAUCCGGCCGUUCUGCAGAAGCAGCUCGCCAGCGCCAAGCAGCUGCAGGGAGACCUUGCUGCGCAUCAGGUGCCAGUGGAGAAGCUGCAGAAAGCGGCUUGGUCCCUGCUGGAGGUACAAGGGGAGCCAGCCCCAGACCACGGGCACAUCCAGGAGACAACAGAUGCCAUCGUGAGCCGCUUCCAGAGCCUCUCCCAGCAGAUGACCGAGCGCUCGGACCUGCUGCAGAAAUCCAUCGCCCAGUCCCAAAGCGUCCAGGAGAGUCUGGAGAGCCUCCUCCAGUCAGUGGCUGAGAUCGAGAAGAAUCUGGAGAGAGAGCAACCAGCCACACUCUCCUCCACCUCCAUCCAGGACUCACUUGCCACCAGCGCGAAGCUGAAGCAGGACCUUGCCAGGCAAAAAAGCUGCCUGGAGGCCACUCGUGAGAUGGUGACACGAUUCAUGGAGGCAGCAGACAGCCCCACGGCCUCUGCCCUGCAGGGCAAACUGGCAGAGGUGACCGAGCACUUUACCAGGCUGUGCCAGCAGCAGCGGGAGAGGGAGGACACGCUGAAGGGCCUCCUCCCAAAGGUCGAGCAAUAUGAGGAACUCUCGGAGAAGUUGCAGCAGUUCACAGAGAGCAGAACACGGAUGUUGGCAUCUGGGAACCAGCCAGACCGGGACAUCGCUCACUUCUCCCAGCACAUCCAGGAACUGAAUUUGGAGAUGAGGCAGCACCAGGAGGACCUGGCCACCCUGGAGCACCUGGCUGCGGAGCUGAGCUCCUGUGGCUUUGCCCCCAGCACUUCCCAGCAGCAGGAGAAGCUGCAGAACCUGAAAAAAGAUUUCCUGCAGCUGCAGAAGGUGGCAAAAGAGAGAGAAAAGGAUGCGUCGUCCUGCCAGGAGCAACUGGAUGAAUUUCGGAAGCUGGUCGGGGCCGUGAGGAAGUGGCUGAAGGAGAGUGAAGGCAAAAUGCCGCCCGCUGAGACCUCCCUGGGCACCCAGGAGCUGCACAAACGCAGGCAGCAGAUCCAGGAUCUCCUGGAGGAAUGGAAGGGGAAGGGGGCUCAGGUGGAGGAGAUUGGUCGCAGAGGGACCCUCCUGGAGAACCUGAUCAUGGAGAUUACGGCCCCCGACACCCCAUCCAAGGCAGGUGCCGCGCUGCCCGCUCCGGGAGGGUCGGUAGGCAGUGUGAACGGAUACCACACCUGCAAAGAUCUGACCGAGAUCCAGUGCGAUGUGUCGGAUGUGACCCAGCAGUACCAGGGCCUUGGCGCCGCGCUGCGGGAACGCCAGCAGCAGCUCUCAGCUAUGCUGGAGAAGAUGCAAGAAGUACAGGAGGAGGCAAGCUCGAUGCUGAAGUGGCUGGAGUCGAAGGAACAAACACUGUCAGAGCUGGAUGCCUCCUCCUCACCCACCAAGACAGAGACGAUGAGAGCCCAGGCUGAGCACAACAAGGCAUUUCUGGCUGAAUUGGAACAGAAUUCUGGGAAGAUUCAGAAGGUAAAGGAAGCACUUUCUGGCUUGCUGGAGAAAUAUCCAGAUUCUCCAGAAGCAGUAAACUGGAAGAAGAUGCAGGAAGACCUGAAUUGCAGGUGGGAAAGAGCCAGCCAGGCGACGGCCGAGCGGCAGCAGAAGCUGGAGGAGUCGGUGAACCAGCUGGCCAGCUUCCAGGCUGCUGAAACCCAGCUGCGCCCUUGGCUGAUGGAGAAGGAGCUGAUGAUGAGUGUGCUGGGACCACUCUCCAUCGACCCCAACAUGCUGAAUGCACAGAAGCAGCAGGUCCAGUUUAUGCUGAAGGAAUUUGAAGCUCGCAGACAACAGCAUGAGCAGCUCAACCAGGCAGCUCAGAGCAUCUUGACUGGCCCUGGAGAUGUUUCUCCAUCCGUUAAUCAGGUGCGGGAAGAGCUCCAAGGGGUUAAUCAGAAAUGGUCCGAGCUAACAGAACGCCUCAAUUCCCGCUCCAGUCAAAUUGACCAAGCCAUAGUGAAGAGCACCCAGUACCAGGAGCUCCUCCAGGGCCUCUCCGAGAAGGUGAAGGCGGUUGGGCAGCGCCUGAGCAGCCAGUCUGCCGUCAGCACACAGCCUGAUGCCGUGAAACAGCAGUUGGAGGAAACCAGUGAGAUCCGCUCAGACCUGGAGCAGCUGGAAGAGGAGAUUGCAGAGGCUCAGACUCUCUGUGAUGACCUCUCUGUCCUGAUUGGGGAGCAAUAUCUCAAAGAUGAGUUACGGAAACGUCUGGAGACAGUGGCGCUUCCUCUCAAAGGGCUGGAAGACCUGGCAGCCGACCGGAUGAACCGACUGCAGACUGCACUCGCAAGUUCCCAGCAGUUCCAACAUAUGUUUGAUGAACUCAGGACCUGGCUAGAUGACAAAUUGUGCCAGCAAUCUCAGAGCCAACCUAUUUCUGCUAAACUGGAGAGGCUACAGAGCCAAAUUCAGGAACAAGAAGAGUUCCAGAAGAGCCUCAACCAACACAGUGGCUCCUACGAGAUGAUUGUAGCCGAGGGAGAAUCUUUACUGCUUUCUGUCCAGCCUGGGGAGGAGAAGACCACUCUUCAAAACCAGUUGGUCAGCCUCAAAACACACUGGGAAGAGCUUAGCAAGCAAGCUGCCAAUAGACAUUCUAAGCUCAAAGACUGUUUGCAGAAAGCUCAGAAGUACCAACGGCACAUGGAGGACCUUCUGCCUUGGGUGGAAGACUGCAAGGCAAAGAUGUCAGAGCUGGAAGUAACUCUGGAUCCUGUGCAACUGGAAGCGACUCUUCUGAGAUCAAAGGCUCUGCUGAGUGACGUGGAGAAGCGCCGUUCCUUGCUGGAGAUGCUGAACAGCGCUGCCGACAUCCUGAUUGAUGCUUCUCAAACCGAUGAGGAUGACAUUCGUGAUGAGAAGGCUGGCAUCAAUCAGAAGAUGGAUGCCAUCACAGAAGAACUGCAAGCCAAAACUGGCUCCAUUGAAGAAAUGUCACAGAGACUCAAGGAGUUUCAAGAGAGCUUCAAGAACAUUGAGAAGAAGCUGGAAGGGGCGAAGCACCAGCUGGAGAUCUACGAUGCACUAGGGCCACAAGCCUGCAGCAACAAGAAUUUGGAGAAGCUCAGGGCACAGCAGGAGGUGCUGCAAGCCCUGGAGCCACAAGUGGAUUAUCUGAAAAACUUCACUCAAGGUCUAGUAGAAGAUGCCCCAGAUGGGUCCGACUGUUCCCAGCUCUUAAGCCAAGCUGAGGUGGCUCAGCAGGACUUCAAAGCUGUGAAGCAGAAAGUAAACGACUGCUGUACGCUGAUGGAAAACAAGCUUGAAGGGAUCGGCCAGUUCAAUAAUCAGGUCAGGGAGAUGUUCUCUCAGCUGGCGGAUCUCGAUGAUGAGCUAGACAGCAUGGGCCCCAUUGGGAGAGACUCUGACAGCCUUCAGUCUCAAGCAGAGGAUGUUCGCACGUUCCUGGGCAAACUCCAUAGGCUGAAGUCUGACAUUGAAGCUUCUGAAAGUGAAUGUAAGAAGAUGCUGGAGGACGAAGGGAGCCCCGAUUUGUUAGGACUGAAACGUGAGUUGGAGACGUUGAAUAAACAGUGCAGCAAACUGACGGAGAGAGGCAAGAACCGUCAGGAGCAGGUGGAAACCACACUGUCUCGUGUCGAGGACUUUUACAGCCGGCUGAAGGAGCUGACCCACAUGACAACCGCGGCGGAGGAGAACGAGGCGUUGCAGUGGGUGGUGGGAACAGAGGUGGAAACCAUCAACCAGCAGUUGGCAGACUUCAAG